GCCGGUCGUGGUCGCCCAGCUGUGUCCGGGGUCGCGUGAGAAAGCUCUGCCGGGCUGAGGGCCGGGCGGGUCGACCGGGAGCGGCGCGCGCCCCCGCCACCAUCGCGCCCCGCGCCCCCGCCUGCGGCCUGCGUGGGGGUCGCGGGGCGCAGGCGCGGCGGGCCGGCGGGCGGGGGGUCCUCCCCACGGGCGCGCGGGAGCCUUUGUUCCCGGCGCGCGGGUGGGGCGGGGCGUCGGGGGCGCCCCGCCCCGCCGCGCUCAGGUCCCACCCCGUGUCCGCCCGCAGGAGCCGCCGCCGGGUCCCGCUCGCCGGCAGCCUCAGCCACCGCCGCCGCCUCCUCCUCCUCCUCCUCCUCCUCCUCCUCCCGCCUGGCCGGCCGGCCCUGCGCCGCCGCCGCCCCCAGCGCCGGAGCCAUGGCGGGCACCGCGUCCCCCUGCGCCAAUGGCUGCGGGCCCGGCGCGCCCUCGGACGCCGAGGUACUGCACCUCUGCCGCAGCCUCGAGGUGGGCACCGUCAUGACUUUGUUCUACUCCAAGAAGUCGCAGCGGCCCGAGCGGAAGACCUUCCAGGUCAAGCUGGAGACGCGCCAGAUCACGUGGAGCCGCGGCGCCGACAAGAUCGAGGGGGCCAUUGAUAUUCGUGAAAUCAAGGAGAUCCGCCCAGGGAAGACCUCACGGGACUUUGAUCGCUAUCAAGAGGACCCUGCUUUCCGGCCAGACCAGUCACACUGCUUUGUCAUCCUCUAUGGGAUGGAAUUCCGCCUGAAGACCCUGAGCCUGCAAGCCACAUCUGAGGAUGAGGUGAACAUGUGGAUCAAGGGCUUAUCUUGGCUAAUGGAGGACACAUUGCAGGCAGCCACACCCCUGCAGAUUGAGCGGUGGCUCCGGAAGCAGUUCUACUCAGUGGAUCGGAAUCGUGAGGAUCGUAUAUCAGCCAAGGACCUGAAGAACAUGCUGUCCCAGGUCAACUACCGAGUCCCCAACAUGCGCUUCCUCCGAGAGCGGCUGACGGACCUGGAGCAGCGCAGCGGGGACAUCACCUAUGGGCAGUUUGCUCAGCUAUACCGCAGCCUCAUGUACAGCGCCCAGAAGACGAUGGACCUCCCCUUCUUGGAAGCCAGUGCCCUGAGGGCUGGGGAGCGGCCAGAGCUUUGCCGAGUGUCCCUUCCUGAGUUCCAGCAGUUCCUCCUCGACUACCAGGGGGAGCUAUGGGCUGUAGACCGGCUCCAGGUGCAAGAGUUCAUGCUCAGCUUUCUCCGAGACCCCUUGCGAGAGAUUGAAGAACCAUAUUUCUUUCUGGAUGAGUUUGUCACCUUCCUGUUCUCCAAAGAGAACAGUGUGUGGAAUACCCAGCUAGAUGCGGUGUGCCCAGACACCAUGAACAACCCUCUCUCCCACUACUGGAUCUCCUCCUCGCACAACACGUACCUGACUGGGGACCAGUUCUCCAGUGAGUCCUCGCUGGAAGCCUACGCUCGCUGCCUGCGGAUGGGCUGUCGCUGCAUUGAGUUGGACUGCUGGGAUGGCCCAGAUGGGAUGCCGGUCAUUUACCACGGACACACCCUCACCACCAAGAUCAAGUUCUCAGACGUCCUGCACACCAUCAAGGAGCAUGCCUUUGUGGCCUCAGAGUACCCAGUCAUCCUGUCCAUUGAGGACCACUGCAGCAUUGCCCAGCAGAGGAACAUGGCCCAGUACUUCAAGAAGGUGCUUGGGGACACGCUCCUCACUAAGCCAGUGGACAUCGCCGCUGAUGGGCUGCCCUCACCCAACCAGCUCAAGAGGAAGAUCCUCAUCAAGCACAAGAAGCUGGCUGAGGGCAGCGCCUACGAGGAGGUGCCUACAUCCGUGAUGUACUCUGAGAACGACAUUAGCAACUCCAUCAAGAAUGGCAUCCUCUACCUGGAGGACCCUGUGAACCACGAAUGGUAUCCCCACUACUUCGUUCUGACCAGCAGCAAGAUCUACUACUCUGAGGAGACCAGCAGUGACCAGGGCAACGAGGAUGAGGAGGAGCCCAAGGAGGUCAGCGGCAGCACAGAGCUACACUCCAACGAGAAGUGGUUCCACGGGAAGCUUGGGGCGGGGCGGGAUGGGCGGCACAUCGCUGAGCGCUUGCUCACCGAGUACUGUAUCGAGACCGGGGCCCCCGACGGCUCCUUCCUGGUGCGAGAGAGUGAGACCUUCGUGGGCGACUACACGCUCUCUUUCUGGCGGAACGGGAAGGUCCAGCACUGCCGUAUCCACUCCCGGCAGGAUGCUGGGACCCCCAAGUUCUUCUUGACGGACAACCUCGUCUUUGACUCCCUCUACGACCUCAUCACGCACUACCAGCAGGUGCCCCUGCGCUGCAAUGAGUUUGAGAUGCGCCUUUCAGAGCCUGUCCCACAGACCAAUGCCCACGAGAGCAAAGAGUGGUACCAUGCAAGCCUGACCAGAGCGCAAGCCGAGCACAUGCUGAUGCGUGUACCCCGGGAUGGGGCCUUUCUGGUGCGGAAACGGAAUGAACCCAACUCAUACGCCAUCUCCUUCCGGGCUGAGGGCAAGAUCAAGCAUUGCCGCGUCCAGCAGGAGGGCCAGACUGUGAUGCUGGGCAACUCGGAGUUUGACAGCCUUGUUGACCUCAUCAGCUACUACGAGAAGCAUCCGCUGUACCGAAAGAUGAAGCUGCGCUAUCCCAUCAAUGAGGAGGCGCUGGAGAAGAUUGGCACAGCUGAGCCCGACUACGGGGCCCUGUAUGAGGGACGCAACCCUGGCUUCUACGUAGAGGCGAACCCUAUGCCGACUUUCAAGUGUGCAGUCAAAGCCCUCUUCGACUACAAGGCCCAGAGAGACGACGAGCUGACCUUUACCAAGAGUGCUAUCAUCCAGAACGUGGAGAAGCAGGAGGGAGGCUGGUGGCGAGGGGACUAUGGAGGGAAGAAGCAGCUGUGGUUCCCAUCAAACUAUGUGGAAGAGAUGGUCAGCCCAGUGGCACUGGAGCCGGAGAGGGAGCACUUGGACGAGAACAGCCCCUUGGGGGACUUGCUGCGGGGGGUCUUGGAUGUGCCGGCUUGUCAGAUUGCCAUCCGUCCUGAGGGCAAGAACAACCGGCUCUUCGUCUUCUCCAUCAGCAUGGCCUCAGUGCCCCACUGGUCCCUGGACGUUGCUGCUGACUCCCAGGAGGAGCUGCAGGACUGGGUGAAAAAGAUCCGUGAAGUGGCCCAGACUGCAGAUGCCAGGCUCACGGAGGGGAAGAUGAUGGAACGGAGGAAGAAGAUCGCCCUGGAGCUCUCUGAGCUUGUCGUCUACUGCCGGCCUGUUCCCUUCGAUGAAGAGAAGAUCGGCACAGAACGUGCCUGCUACCGGGACAUGUCAUCCUUUCCGGAAACCAAGGCUGAGAAAUACGUGAACAAGGCUAAAGGCAAGAAGUUCCUCCAGUACAAUCGGCUGCAGCUGUCCCGCAUCUACCCCAAGGGCCAGCGGCUGGACUCCUCCAAUUACGAUCCUUUGCCCAUGUGGAUCUGUGGCAGUCAGCUUGUGGCCCUCAACUUCCAGACCCCAGACAAGCCUAUGCAGAUGAACCAGGCCCUCUUCAUGGCUGGCAGGCACUGCGGCUACGUGCUGCAGCCAGGCACUAUGCGCGACGAGGCCUUUGACCCCUUUGACAAGAGCAGCCUCCGCGGGCUGGAGCCAUGUGCCAUCUGUAUUGAGGUGCUGGGGGCCCGGCAUCUGCCGAAGAAUGGCCGAGGCAUUGUGUGUCCUUUCGUGGAGAUCGAGGUGGCUGGAGCUGAGUAUGACAACGCUAAGCAGAAGACAGAGUUUGUGGUGGACAAUGGACUUAACCCCAUGUGGCCGGCCAAGCCCUUCCUCUUCCAGAUCAGUAACCCUGAGUUUGCCUUCCUGCGCUUCGUGGUGUAUGAGGAAGACAUGUUUAGUGACCAGAACUUCCUGGCUCAGGCUACUUUCCCAGUAAAAGGCCUGAAGACAGGAUACAGAGCGGUGCCUUUGAAGAACAACUACAGUGAGGACCUGGAGUUGGCCUCCCUGCUUAUCAAGAUCGACGUUUUCCCUGCCAAGGAAAACGGUGACCUCAGUCCCUUCAGUGGUACGUCCCUGCGGGAGCGGGGCUCAGAUGCCUCAGGCCAGCUGUUUCACGGCCGGGCCCGGGAAGGCUCCUUUGAAGCCCGCUACCAGCAGCCAUUUGAGGACUUCCGCAUCUCCCAGGAGCAUCUCGCAGACCAUUUUGACAGUCGGGAACGAAGGGCCCCAAGAAGGACUCGGGUCAAUGGAGACAACCGCCUCUAGUUGUGCCCCCACCUCGUUGGAGAGCAGCAGGUGCUGCACGCCUCAUGGAAUGCCGUGAACUGGGUUCUUCGGAAGCAGCCUGCUGUGGCAGCCUUGCUGGCCUCGCAGCCUGGAUUGCAGCAGUGAAUGCUAGACAGAAACCAAGCCAUCGCCGAAGUGUAUUACCGUCUGGGGCCUCCGUGCCCCGGCUCCGAGUGAAGGCAAAAACUGUACUGUGUCUCGCAUUAAGCACACAUCUGGCCCUGACUUCUGGAGAUGGAUCCUUCCAUCUCGUGGGGCCAGGACCACGGCUAAAGCCCCUUGGAGAGAGAGGCUGCCUCAACCAGUGGCACAGGAGGCUCUAAGGAGCCGCUGACAUUCCUGAGAGUGGAGGAGGAGGAGCCUUGCUGGGCCAGGGAAACAAAGUUUACAUUGUCCUGUAGCUUUAAAACCACAGCUGGGCAGGGGGAGUGGGCACAGGCCCCUGCAGUUUGGCCCUGGAGCCAGGGUGGGGGAGUGCGGGGCCUGUGUGGAGAUGCUCUGCCCUGCCCGAGGAGGAGGACACAGCACAAGGGCACAUCGCCCAUGGCCGGGAACACCACCUAGCCUGAAAGAUACAGGGGAUCAUGUUAAAAAUAGCAGUAUUAUUUUUCUUCUCAAUGGGAUUGUAACUAAGUUAUUUACUCCUCUUGCUCCUCACCCUUGUAGGGAGCCCUCGGAGUAGAGCCUUUGAGAGGAGAGCGGCAGGUGAGGUACCUGCCGUGUGGGGAGGGCUCAGUUUGGGACGUUAAGGCACUGUCAGGAAUGGGGAGGGGGGCGGGAAGAGAAGAAAUAACAGAGCCUAUUCUGGUGAGGUUUUUUGUUUUCUGUUUUUAAGGCAAAGAAAAUUCACUAUGCUUUCCCUUAGGAAUGAAAAAGGGAUUUAAGGAGUUGCCUGCCUCAUGGGGAGGUGGGGGGCAGGCAGUCAGGUGCUGAAAGAAGCUGCUGCACUUACUGCAGCUUCGGCCUAAUCUAAAACGUUCCAAGGAAGGAGACGGGAAGGUUGGGCAGGCAGUCCCCACCUCUGAGGACAGAGGCUGGGGCCCAGGCCCGUGGGUGCAAAGGUGCCUCACAGCAUAGCCAGCAUUCAGCACACGCAAACCCACUGCCCACCUUUGGGCUCAGGGUUGGCCAUUUGCUAGUUCUGCUGCCCUCUUAAGAUCUGACUGCCAAAUAAAUCAUCCUCAUGUCCUUUUUCCUUUAA
This is a messenger RNA of Lemur catta (Ring-tailed lemur), 5509 nucleotides long. RefSeq names its product phospholipase C gamma 1 (gene PLCG1). Bases 415 to 4287 code for a protein of 1290 amino acids. NCBI's taxonomy places the organism in Eukaryota, Metazoa, Chordata, Mammalia, Primates, Lemuridae. Gene Ontology annotation, molecular function: calcium ion binding; phosphatidylinositol-4,5-bisphosphate phospholipase C activity; protein binding. The transcript has 32 exons. Gene Ontology annotation, biological process: phospholipid catabolic process; phosphatidylinositol-mediated signaling; positive regulation of epithelial cell migration. The record is from RefSeq and is a predicted model, not a curated record.